GCGGGGAUAGGGGCGGGGCCAGCUCUGGCAGAGCGGUGGCCGCCCAGCAAGCCCGCGGCGGCGGUGAGCUGGUCAAACCGAGCGAUGCUGCCCUGGACCGCGCUCGGCCUGGCCCUGAGUCUGCAGUUGGCGCUUGUCGGGAGCCGCGCCGAGCUAGGCCUGCCGAUGCCAGCCCCCAUGGGGGACCUGAUGUUCCUGCUGGACAGCUCAGCCAGCGUGUCUCACUACGAGUUUUCCCGAGUUCAGGAGUUUGUGGGGCAGCUGGUGGCCCCACUACCAUUGGGCCCUGGGGCACUGCGUGUCAGCCUGGUGCAUGUGGGCAGCCAGCCACACAGGGAGUUCCACUUCGGGCAGCAUAGCUCUGGCCCGGCCGUCCAGGAUGCUGUGCGGGCUGCCACCCAGCGCAUGGGCGACACCAACACCGGCCUGGCGCUGGCCUACGCCAAGGAGCAGAUGUUUGCUGAGUCAGCAGGGGCCCGGCAAGGGGUUCCCAAGGUGCUGGUGUGGGUGACAGAUGGUGAUUCCAGCGACCCUGUGGGGCCCCCCAUGCAGGCACUGAAGGAGCUGGGGGUCACUAUCUUCAUUGUCAGCACCGGUCGAAGCAACCUGCUGGAGCUGUCAGCUGCAGCCUCAGCCCCCGUGGAGGAGCACCUGCACUUUGUACACGUGGACGACCUGCACAUCAUCGCCCAGCAGCUCAGGACCACUAUCCUUGAGGCCAUGCAGCCGCAGCAGCUCCACGCUUCCGAGGUUACGUCCAGGACAGUCCGCCUGGCCUGGCCGCAGCUGCUGACAGCAGACUCGGGCUACUAUGUGUUGGAGCUGGCAGGCAGCUCGGAGCCAGGAAGCCCGCGUCGCCAGCAGCUGCCGGGCAACGCCACGGGCUGGACCUGGGCCGGCCUGGAGCCGGACACCAACUACGACGUGGCGCUGGUGCCUGAAUCCAAUGAGCGCUUUGUGCGGCCACAGCACCUGCGGGUGCGCACGCUGCCAGAGGAGACCGAGGAGGCCGGGCCCGAGCGCAUCGUUGUCUCGCACGCCAAGCCGCGCAGCCUCCGCGUGAGCUGGGCCCCGGCGCUGGGCCCCGAUGUCGCGCUCGGCUACUACGUGCAGGCUGGGCCGCUCCGGGGCGGCGCGGCUCAGCGCCUGGACGUGCCUGCGGGCCACAACAGCACCGUGCUGCAGGGCCUGGCGCCCGCCACCGCCUACCUGCUCACCGUCACCGCCGUCUUCCGCUCCGGCCGCGAGAGAGCGCUGUCGGCCAAGGUCUGCACGCCCGACGGCCCGCGCUGCCGCGCCCCGCGCCCCAUGACUCUGCCCGGGGCCCGAGAGCCUUGACUGGCGCCCCGCCCUCCGAGCCCGGAGCGGGUGGCGCCCACCACGGAGUCAGGGCUCUGCCCUGGGGGAGGGUCGCGGGCCUGGCGUCUGCCCCGCUUAAGCAGGCCUGUGUCCCCGACAAUGGCAGGGGACUGAGCGAGAGCUAGCGUCAGGUCGAGGGGACGUGGGCCAGCAGACCGAAGAUAUUGCUAGGAGGUGGAUGGGGAUGCGGGGAGUCUGCUCUGCCCGGGUCUCAAAGCUCCUCUCCCGGCCAGAAACCCACAGAGGUUGGGCAGGGUACUGGGAGCUGGACGCACAGCCUGUGAUCGCCCAUCCCCGUGCUGUCCACCAGGCGGCGUACCGGGCUGGGGGCGGUGCCUGCAGGGAUCCUGAUCCUUGGCUCUGCCCGGGAAUGCAGGGAGCCCUGCUCACAGCAGCUGGGAUGCGCAUGCCCCUGCUGGAGGGCUUGUCCCAGAGCCUGGCACCCCAGCGUGGCGUCAGGCCUCUGCCCGGGUGACCCCAGGCUAGGACUGUGGGGCCUCCUGCUUCUGCUUAUAUCCUCGCAGGGAUGGGGUAGCGUGCUUACCCUGGGCAAGUCCACCUGCAGCAUCUUCUGAAGACCACCUGUCAAUACUUAACUGCUCUGGAGCCACCAGAUGUCCCGAGGAUAGGAAGUACCCGGCUGCACUUGUUCAACACGCACUUUUCCCUUCUUCCCACUAACACCCAAAUUAAAAUAAACCAACCAGAUGUCAACCAG
Molecule: messenger RNA, 2077 nt
Organism: Erinaceus europaeus (western European hedgehog)
Lineage: Eukaryota; Metazoa; Chordata; Mammalia; Eulipotyphla; Erinaceidae
Gene: VWA1
Product: von Willebrand factor A domain containing 1
Exons: 4
Coding region: 85-1338 (417 amino acids)
Molecular function (GO): protein binding
Source: RefSeq, a predicted model, not a curated record